This is a messenger RNA of Galendromus occidentalis (western predatory mite), 1215 nucleotides long. RefSeq names its product eukaryotic translation initiation factor 4 gamma 3-like. The transcript is spliced from 2 exons. The coding region runs from base 1 to 1215 and encodes 404 amino acids. NCBI's taxonomy places the organism in Eukaryota, Metazoa, Arthropoda, Arachnida, Mesostigmata, Phytoseiidae. Gene Ontology annotation, cellular component: eukaryotic translation initiation factor 4F complex. Gene Ontology annotation, molecular function: protein binding; mRNA binding; translation initiation factor activity. The record is from RefSeq and is a predicted model, not a curated record.
AUGGAUUGGGUUAGAGCAGCAGUCCCGGAUCGGCUCAAGAAGGUCGGACCGAAGACGGCGGUCAGUCUUCGCAAGGACGAAGAUAUCAAGCUCAAAGUUUCCGCGCAAGCUUGGAAACCGAGGAGAGCUGCGACCGAAAGUGCCGACGAAGUUCUCUUCAGGAAGUUCAGGAGCAUCCUCAACAAGUUGACACCAGAGAAAUUUGAGGCUCUCUUGACUCAGGUGAAGGCGUUAGAGAUAAAAUCUCAAAAACAGCUCUCGCACAUCACCUGUCUCGUCUUGGACAAGGCGCUGGACGAAACGCAUUUCGCGUGCACCUACGCGCAGCUGUGCAACACCCUUCUCAGGGAGUUUUCUGUGGCGAGUGAAGGGGAUCCGAAGAAGCGAGUCAACUUCCGACAGCUCCUGCUGCAGAAAUGUCAGGCGGAGUUCGAGAAGGAUACCGCCGCUAGCAAAGAGCAGGAGAACGAGCUCCAAAGGGGCCGCAAAGCUCAACUUGCGGCCUGCAAACCGAAACGGGAGCGGAAGGAGCUCCAGGAGCUCUCCGACGAGGCAGAUCAGAAGACGAAGAGACGCUCUCUCGGUCUCAUGACAUUCAUCGGGCAGCUCUACAAUCUAGGCGUUCUCAGCUACGCCAUCAUGCAUGAGUGCUUCCUGAAGCUGCUGAGAACGCCCGAUGACGAGGCUUCCGUCGUUUGUGCAUGCAAGCUGUUUACGACGGUGGGCAAAAAGGUCUCCUCGGAGGGCAAAGAAGGAGGUCGAGAAGCCGCCAAAACUGAAAAAAAAUUCAGCAUGCUACUCCACAGGCUCAGGAACCUGAUCUCGUUGAAUAAAAGAGCGCGUAAAUCCCACGCGAAACAUCUGCCGCAGAGGAUAAUCUUCAUGAUGGAAGACGUCUGUGAGCUCGAGAAAAAUUGCUGGGUGCCGAGGAUCAGAAUACAGGCCCCGAAAACAUUGGGAGAAAUCAAAGAAGAAGCUGAUCGUGAGAAGCACGUAACUCGACUCCAACCGGAUCUCGACAGCGAGAAGAGAUCCUGCAACCCGAAAGCAAUCGGUGAACCCCGCCCCGGACAAAGACCGACAGCCACCAAGAAGAACAGGGUCACCUACAGCCUGAUCAAAGACGAAUUCCAUUCGAUCACGCUGCCACGAUCAGCUUUCCCCUCCGCUCCACAGACUACGCCGCGGAAAUGGACUUCUGGAGUCCGCGGUUGA